Molecule: messenger RNA, 816 nt
Organism: Thermothelomyces thermophilus ATCC 42464
Lineage: Eukaryota; Fungi; Ascomycota; Sordariomycetes; Sordariales; Chaetomiaceae
Exons: 4
Coding region: 1-816 (271 amino acids)
Source: RefSeq, a predicted model, not a curated record
AUGAUGCCGGCCAUUGCCAACUUCAAGCUCUUGUCAAAGAGCUUGGCCGUGUUGCUCUUCUCGCUGUCACUCAUCACUUCCUCUGCGGCAGGAAUAAUCCCCCCUCGCAUCGAGUCCCAGAGCCGCGAAAAUGGUAACCCUUCGAAACCGAGCCCUCGCCGUUUCGGCUUCGUCCUUCCCCGGGCCUUCGACGCGGUGGACAUCUUCGGGCCCAUCGAGAUCCUGCAAGCCCUCUCGCGGCAGACCCAUCUCGAGCUGGCGCUCCUCGGCCGGACCCUCGAGCCGGUCACGACGGAGCCGGCCAACGCGGCCAUGAACAAGUUCAACUCGUCCUUCUGGCCGCGGAUCGUGCCCACCCACACCUUCGCCGACAGCCCGGCCCUCGACGUGCUCUUCGUCCCCGGCGGCGCCGCCGCCCGCAGCCCGGACCUGGGGCCCGAGAUCGCCUACGUCCGCGACGUCUUCCCCUCCCUCCGGUACCUCAUCACCAUCUGCACCGGCGCCGGCAUCGCCGCCCAGGCUGGCGUGCUCGACGGCCACCGGGCCACCACCAACAAGGCCGCCUGGGACGAAAUCACGGCCAUGGGGCCCAACGUCAAGUGGGUCUCACCCGCCCGCUGGGUCGAGGACGGUAAAGUCUGGAGCUCGUCAGGCGUCGCCUCCGGCAUAGAUCUCACCUUUGAGUUCGUCAAGCAAAAAUACGAAAACGGCACCGCCAUCGCGCAGAUGAUCGCCGGGCGUAUUGAGCACGUCAUCGUCUCGGAUUGGCGAGAUGACCCUUUCGCCGAUCAGUUCAACGUUCCGCCAUCCAACUAA